This is a messenger RNA of Gordionus sp. m RMFG-2023, 1924 nucleotides long. RefSeq names its product fructose-bisphosphate aldolase, non-muscle type-like. Lineage: Eukaryota; Metazoa; Nematomorpha; Gordioida; Chordodea; Parachordodidae. Bases 16 to 1794 code for a protein of 592 amino acids. Gene Ontology annotation, biological process: glycolytic process; fructose 1,6-bisphosphate metabolic process. Gene Ontology annotation, cellular component: cytosol. The record is from RefSeq and is a predicted model, not a curated record. Gene Ontology annotation, molecular function: fructose-bisphosphate aldolase activity. The transcript has 9 exons.
UGAGCAUCGUUGAAUAUGUCUUCGAAACGACUUAGAAAAACAUCGCCAUUACCUGUGUAUGUUGGAAAUUCAAUAUUAAUAUUAACGUUAUUAUUUGAGAAGCAAAAAAAGAAUGUUGGAACGUAUGAGUGCAAAUUUUGUUCAAAACGUAUUUCGUCCUCCAGUAGUAGCAGACUCAAAGAACAUAUUGCGAAAUGUGUUAUAAUUAAAAGGGAAGAUAAUAUAGCAUUGCCAUCAGCAUCACAAGUAACCAUAUUACGCAUGGACCCCCCACUCCCGGGUUCUCAAGAGUCUAUGGCAAUUGAUUCCUACCCUCCCUCAUCAAAUAAAUUUCACAAUGGAAAUUUGAUAAAAUUCCCUGAUACCAAGAUCAUGAGCGCAAAACAAGUGACGGAUGCCAGACAUCAUCUUACACGUUGGAUGUAUGCUGAAAACAUUCCAUUCAGUAUGGUAGAAAGCAGAUUUUUCAGAGAUUUCGUGUCAGCCCUUUGCCCGGACUUUACAAAUCAUUUGCCAUCACGAUAUGAAAUUUCAUUACCCAUGCUAAAUUCUUAUUGUGAAAAUUUAAAGACGGCAAUAGCCACAUACAAUACUUCCGAUAUGGAAUACACGUGCCUUAAGACUGCCGGGUUGAGCAAUAUUCAGGGUGAUUCUACGAUGCCAUCACCCUCACCUAUAUACUUAACGGAAGCACAAAAGGCGGAAUUGGCUAAAACCGCGAAUGAAAUCGUCGCGAAGGGCAAGGGUAUAUUAGCUGCAGAUGAAAGCACGGGUACGAUGGGCAAAAGAUUGACGAAAAUAAAUGUGCAAAACACGGAAAACAAUAGAAGACUUUUCAGACAACUACUUUUCACUUGCCCGAAAGAAAUGGCGGAAUCGAUCAGCGGAGUUAUCUUAUUUCAUGAAACCUUGUAUCAAAGCACCGACGAGGGGAUACCUUUCAUCAAAAUUUUACAAGAUAAAGGCAUCAUACCUGGUAUCAAAGUCGAUAAGGGUACCGCUAUAUUAGGAGGUACGGACGAGGAGACUACAACGCAAGGAUUGGAUGGCUUAGCCGAGAGGUGCGCUCAAUAUUACCAAGACGGUUGCCGCUUCGCUAAAUGGCGAAGCGUAUUGAAGAUUGGCUCACACGCUCCCACUGAACUGGCUAUACAAGAAAACGCUAACGUUCUUGCUAGAUACGCCAGUAUUUGUCAACAAAAUGGUUUGGUACCCAUAGUAGAACCCGAAAUUUUGCCGGACGGUAAUCACGAUUUACAAACAACCCAGCGAAUCACCGAAAAGGUUUUAUCGGCUGUUUACAAGGCCUUAUCUGAUCACCACGUUUUUCUCGAGGGCACUCUGCUUAAACCUAAUAUGGUAACUCCGGGUAUGGACUACAAUUCUGGAGAGCGAAACGGGCAUUCAAUAGGGAAUGAUGGUUUAAAAACCGAAGCUCAAAAUAUUGGUUGGGCUACCGUUCAGGCUAUGCAAAGAAGUGUUCCGGUCGCCGUUCCAGGUAUUACGUUUCUGUCUGGAGGCCAAACAGAAGAGGAUUCUUCCGUAAACUUAAACGCCAUUAAUCAGUGCCCAUUGAAGAAACCAUGGGCCUUAACUUUCUCAUUUGGGAGAGCGUUACAAGCCAGUACCCUAGCAGCGUGGCAAGGAAAACCAGAAAAUGUCGGAAUCGCUCAAGCUGAGUUUUUGAAGCGGGCUAAAGCCAAUGGGUUAGCAUGUCAAGGUAUGUAUGACCAAAAACAUUCUGUCGGUAUCGCAUCUACCAAGUCAAAUUUUGUACCAAAACAUCAAUACUAAUAAAUUAAUUAUUUAAAAUAUUAUUGUAAUAAUCAAAAUAGUAGAAAAAAAUAUUUAAUUUAUAUUAGGAAUUAUUAAAUGUUUGGGCACCUAUAAUUUUUUUUUUUUACAAACCAAAAAAUUCAAAAUG